This is a messenger RNA of Thyridium curvatum, 1329 nucleotides long. RefSeq lists its product as uncharacterized. Gene Ontology annotation, biological process: nucleolar large rRNA transcription by RNA polymerase I; transcription elongation by RNA polymerase I; RNA polymerase I preinitiation complex assembly. Gene Ontology annotation, molecular function: DNA binding. Bases 1 to 1329 code for a protein of 442 amino acids. Lineage: Eukaryota; Fungi; Ascomycota; Sordariomycetes; Thyridiales; Thyridiaceae. The record is from RefSeq and is a predicted model, not a curated record. The transcript has 3 exons. Gene Ontology annotation, cellular component: RNA polymerase I complex.
AUGGCGGAGGGCAGUGGAACAAAGAGGAAGCGGGCUGAUGAGCCCUCUGCUUCCAAGAAGAAGAAAGCUUCCGUAGCCGAGGCGCCCGCUCCUCCAGCUACCAUUCGAGUUUCCAAGGUCGUCAAGCCUCAGUUCUCUCCACCAGUGAUCGCCACAACACCAGGAAUCUGUGUUGGCAACUCUAUUCAAUUCGAGUCCUAUACGCAAGCGGCCAAGCCCAGUUCUCGGAAGCGACAAAAUGCGGCCGCUCUGGGCGACUUGCUCCUGCAUUCCUCUUCACAUCGGACGCUGGACUACACGGGGCGAGAAGAUGGAGUCAAAGGCGCCGAGGCGCCUUUACGACACUACAUUGGGAUAUUUGAUCCGACAAGUGGAGAGCUGCAGGUCGUGGAAGCUCGCAAGAUGAUCAUCAGAGGCGCUGUUCGAUCGCAGCAGGCUUCAGCAGACGCCAUGGCCGACCACACUGGCAAACAGUCUGCUAUGGAUCUGAAGAACGACCUUGGCCAGACCUUCGGCACGAAGAAGGCGAAGAAAGCGAUCCUGUCUCAGACAGAGAAUGCUAUUGCGCCGAAGCGACUGCCCGGAGAUACUACCAAGCCCCAGAAGCUGGGCGCCGCCGAAGUCGCGAUGAUGGACUCACUGAAACAAACUACAUCACAAAUGGCGACCAAAGAGCAGCUACAGGCGGCAGUGGAUCUAGCGAAACCCGUGCCCAAGGGUAACUACGACGCCGACGAGAUACAGGAUGUCUAUGUGCCGGAAGAGAUCAUAGGGACCGAAGUCCUGAACUCGAUCCCCGUCCGUGAUUGGCAGCAAACUCUGAAGGAGGGCCAGGCUAUUCAACUGCAUUCCCGGUUUGUUGCCCACCGUAUGAACCGGGUGGCGGCUCAUGAGGACGCGCUACAGCGUCUCCGCGUGCUACGCUAUUUCUAUUGGCUCCUCGAAUUCUACCGCUUGGCAAAGCCCGGAAAGCCACGAGGUACGAUGCGAAUUCUGCCCAAGGACAAGCUCAGGAGCUCUCUGGCGGGGGCACCGGAAAAUGUGGUCGAUAAUCUUCGCCACAAGUUCUCGGAAAAUGGGGAGAUGCGCAAAUUUCACAUUGAUCUCUUGAUGACACACUGCUGUGUCUUUGCCAGUAUCAUCGAUAGCUUCGAUGUAAACACGACUGAUCUUAGGGAAGAUCUCAAGCUGGAGCAGAAGCAGUUGAAUCAGUACUUCAUGGAGAUCGGUGCCCGGAUGAGGCAGGUCAAGUCGCCUGGGAGGACGGAUACCGUUGCGAAGCUGGCGUUGCCCUUGAGCUUCCCCAAGAUACCACAGAGGCGCAGGUAG